Pogona vitticeps (central bearded dragon) is the source of this 1691-nucleotide messenger RNA. RefSeq names its product DnaJ heat shock protein family (Hsp40) member C22 (gene DNAJC22). Gene Ontology annotation, cellular component: membrane. NCBI's taxonomy places the organism in Eukaryota, Metazoa, Chordata, Lepidosauria, Squamata, Agamidae. The record is from RefSeq and is a predicted model, not a curated record.
AGCCUGUCUAGCCCCAUGAGAUAAAAGACUUUCUAUGAUAGUCUUGCUGAGGUUCCUGUGCCGGCAAUGAGCUGAAAAGCUGAACUAAGAAGUGCUGCAACCAUAGACACUGCCUGCGGUGACAAGGACCUGGUGGAGGAUGGCAAAGCGGCUUCUGGUGGCCGUGGCUCUCUGGGCUCUAGGAGGCCCUGUUGGGCUCCACCAUCUUUACCUGGGCCGGGAUAACCAUGCCCUCUUGUGGAUGCUGACUUUGGGGGGCUUUGGCAUUGGGUGGCUCUGGGAGCUGUGGCUGCUGCCUGGUUGGGUGGACCAGGCCAACCAUCCUCUGGAAGUGCCUAGUGAUGGACAACCACCCUGGAGCUUUGUGCGCUUCCUUGGCCAAGCCUUCGUCGGUGUCUACUUUGGGCUAGCGGCCCUCCUUGGGCUCUCAACCUUGCCUGGUUUUUACUUUCUGGCUCUCCCCCUGGCUGUAGGACUUGGAGUUCACUUAGUGUCUGUUGUGGGCGAUCAAGCCUCCGAUCUUCAGGCUACUUUGAAAGCUGCUUUCCUCACUGCACCAGUCUUUUAUGGCCGCCCGGUGGCCAUCUUGCCCAUCACUCUCACGACGAGUGUGACGGCCCAACAUCACCGGCGCUUCAAAGCCAGCAGGGGAACCUCUGAGAAGCUGAGUGGCAGACUGUACCGACUUGGCCUGGCCUACUUGGCUUUCACGACACCGCUGGCCUACUGUGCCUUGUACAACACAGCAGCCACCGCCACCUACAUAGCCGGCACUGUUGGUGCCGCACUGGAUUGGCUCAGUGUCUUUCCGUCACUGAGCUGCCUCUUGGAAUCAGCACUUCUCCUGCCCUACAAUGCCUGGAAGCUGCUGGGCUUUGGAGGUGGCUCCUUCCAGGAGUGGGAGAAAGUUUUUGCUUUCAUGCAGUCUUUCCAGAGCGAGAGGCAGCAGAUGGCCUACAAGGUCUUGGGCAUUCAUGAGGAUGCCACUCCUGAAGAAAUCAGCAAGAGCUACCGAGAACUUGUGAAGCUUUGGCAUCCAGAUCAUAAUCCGCAUCGGGCAGCGGAGGCUGAGAGACGUUUCAUUGAGGUGCAGGCUGCCUAUGAGCUCCUUACGCAGAUGAGGAAAUCCAAAACUGUUUGAAUGGAUGUGAGAUGCUUCCUGAACUCUGCUACAUGGCUGGGGAUCACAGCAUAAAUUUUGAAACACUGGUUUUCCAAGUUCAAGCUAGACUUGGUUAGGGUGGUACCUUGUCAAAUUGAUUUGUAAUGUGGAAGAAGCAACAGUUUGUAAAACCUACUGCCCUGAGCCACUCUCAAGCUUGGAAACUUAAGAUAUAACAUACCUCUCCAAUUUUUAUAUGCUGAAUAUUGGUGCCACCGGUUAUAGGACAUCCGUCUGCUGGAAACAUUGGUUUUAGAGAAUAGAAGCUACUUUUUUAAAAAACAGUCCCUGUUAUCUGUGAGGAGCUUUUCCCUGACACGUGACUCUUUCCUCCUCAUGCGGGGUUCUGUUGCGACUGGAACCAAAGGGGCUGGAGAACUUGCUGUGGGCACACAGAGGAGGAACAUUGUGUGUGUGGGGGGGGGCAGAGUCAUAGGCCCUCGUGCAGCCACAUACUUUAGAGGGAACCUUGCUUGUCAUUUUAUAUUGAAAAUGCCAGAUAACGAUGUCUUAAAUAAAAAAGAAGUUA